AUGAGAACUCUUGUCAGCCGUGUCGGUGUCUGGUUUAUAGUGAUCGAUGCUCUAGACGAGUGUGGAGAUGAGGAUAAUCUGCUAUCAGACCUCACUGAAGCCUUCGGUGAUCUUUCAGUCCAGAUUCUACUUUUCAGCCGACCCAACGUACGAGGGUUGCGUAAGAAACUAGAGCCACAGCAGAUAUUAACGAUCGACCGCUCGCGCAACGCUGAGGACCUCGAAGUCUAUUUCGAAACCCAUCUGACAAGCCUAAUAGAUCGUGGUGUGCUCCCUUCUUCUGCAGAUAAGGAGCAACUGACUGGAAACCUCCUGAAAGGUGCUGAUGGCAUGUUCCAGUGGGCUCGACUAAUGAUCUGCCAUCUACAAUCUGAGGGGCUUUUACCAUGGCAGCGAUUAGGCAUCAUCAGAAGUCUAACCACCCCUGAAAAUCUCGAUGACGUCUACCUCCGAAUUCUUGGCCUUCUGUCCAAGAAGGCAAUCUCGGAACAAUCACUGACGCGAAAGCUCUUCGGGUGGCUCACUUUCGCGGAGCAUCCUCUCACGACGCAUGAGUUACAGGACAUAUUGACACCAUCGCCAGAUGACGCUUCCGCAAAGUCAUCGAGAAUAUGUCCAAGACCUCAAGAGGAGGAGUUCACCGAUUUUGAGGGCAGUGCAAUCAUACUCAGUGGCAGUUUGAUCGAGAAAAGAUCGUUUCCAAGCUCAUUGCCUAUCUACGCUUUCGUACAUAAAUCGGUCCACGACUUCUUCCGAUGGAGAGGGAAACCUGUCAUUGCUACACCUAUCGACUACUUCCUCCCCCCCGCACAUCGGACACAUGUGGAACUGGCUUUCCAGUGUCUUUCCUACAUACGUCGGAGGAUACCAGGAGCUCCUUUGUCCGGCAGCAUGUUUGAGCCUGCCCAGAUAGGCGCACUGAAUCGCAUGCGUCCAUUUGCUAGCUAUGCAGCACUUCACUGGCCCUAUCACUUGUCGAAUAUGAGCGACUCGGCCGCUCCUACCGAUGUUAGUUCCUUCGUAGGAUGUCGUGAUAUCAUCGAAGAUACAGUGUCUGUAGUCGGAGAGUUUCUCUUGAACAAAUUGCUGCCAAUGGUAUGGGUCGAGCUCAAGUACACUUUCCAGAAGGAGUCCAGGAAGCACGAACUCUUACACAAGACCAUGAAUGAUUGGGCAUUAUGGAUUCAGACUUGCGAUCUCGGAUGGCUUCCAAUUGACUUGCAGAAC
Alternaria metachromatica is the source of this 1227-nucleotide messenger RNA. RefSeq lists its product as uncharacterized. Lineage: Eukaryota; Fungi; Ascomycota; Dothideomycetes; Pleosporales; Pleosporaceae. The annotation marks the transcript as partial. The transcript has a single exon. The record is from RefSeq and is a predicted model, not a curated record.